AUGGCUAGUUUCAGACCACUCAUCAAGAUCACCAACACGAGUAUUGAUCUCAAAUUUGUCCUGGCCUUGUUAGAGCGUUGGAAACCAGAGAAUCACACCUUCCAUCUUCCAACAGGGGAAUGCACAAUAACCCUGGAAGAUGUGUACAUGUUGUUGGGUCUUCCAAUAGUAGGUAAGGCUGUCAAUGGCUGUGUGCAACAGGCCAAUGCCCUUUGCAAGCAAGCAUUGAGCGUUGAUUUAAUAGAAGGUGAAGUAGGUGCUAGGGGCCAGGGUGUAAACCUAAAGGCCCUAAAACUAUAUUAUUAUCAAUUUAAUUUAUACGAAAAUUCUUCUAAAGAGAUUGUUCUUCAAAAAACAAGGUAUAAAUGGGGGUCUGCUGUCCUGGAAAUGUUGUAUCAGUCACUGUGUAAGAAUGCUAAGAGGGAUUCUUGCACUUUCUAUGGUUGCGCCGUCUUGAUUUUGCGUAAAGGGAAAGGACUACAAGAAAAAUCCGCUGUCAAAUAUCACGAUUUUAUAUGGAGGCCUUAUUUGGACUGCGAGCAUGAACUCAGGGCUGAGGAUGCUGCUAUUUGGACUACAAAGACAUCAAUCUUUCGCUACGACAUCGUGGAGAUGCAUCAAUCUGACAGGGUGAAACUCUAG
Messenger RNA from Vicia villosa (hairy vetch), 642 nucleotides. RefSeq names its product serine/threonine-protein phosphatase 7 long form homolog. Gene Ontology annotation, biological process: meristem development; meristem maintenance. The record is from RefSeq and is a predicted model, not a curated record. The transcript is spliced from 4 exons. Lineage: Eukaryota; Viridiplantae; Streptophyta; Magnoliopsida; Fabales; Fabaceae. Bases 1 to 642 code for a protein of 213 amino acids.